Messenger RNA from Sphaeramia orbicularis (orbiculate cardinalfish), 3408 nucleotides. RefSeq names its product lysophosphatidic acid receptor 2a (gene lpar2a). The record is from RefSeq and is a predicted model, not a curated record. Gene Ontology annotation, molecular function: lysophosphatidic acid receptor activity. Gene Ontology annotation, biological process: G protein-coupled receptor signaling pathway. The transcript is spliced from 4 exons. NCBI's taxonomy places the organism in Eukaryota, Metazoa, Chordata, Actinopteri, Kurtiformes, Apogonidae. Bases 148 to 1224 code for a protein of 358 amino acids. Gene Ontology annotation, cellular component: membrane.
CACGAAACUGCCACACUAUAAAAAAAAAAAAAAAAAAAAGCAAGUGAGUAAAGUUUGAAUGCGGCUCCCUGUGUCAUCCAGAGGCUGAAAACUUCACCGGCUUCAUAUCGGAGCUGUCUGAAUGGAGACGGAUUCACAAACGGCGCCAUGGCCAUGGAGAGCAGUUUGUGGCCGUCCUGCAACUACAGCCACAAUGUCACCUUCUUCUAUAACUGGGUGGGGAAGGCGAUCAGCAAAGAGUGGACAACGCGGGAUUUGGUGGUGAUUGGGCUUGGUGUGACCGUUUGCUUCAUCGUCGUUCUGUCCAACCUGAUGGUUAUGAUCGCUAUCUUCAUCAAUCGCCGCUUCCACUUCCCAAUCUACUAUCUCCUGUCCAACAUGGCUGCGGCUGACCUGUUUGCAGGAAUAGCUUAUGCCAACCUGAUGUUGAACACAGGCCCCUGGACCCGGACGCUCACCAAAAAGCAGUGGUACAUCCGAGGAGCUUUGAUUGACAUCAGCUUGACGGCCUCUGUUGCCAACCUUCUGGCUGUGGCUGUUGAGCGGCACCAAACCAUCAUCACCAUGCAGCAGCACAGCAAGAUGACCAAGAGGCGUGUGCUGCUGCUCAUAACCUGCAUCUGGGCUGUGAGCAUCUUAAUGGGCCUGGUGCCGUCCACAUUUUGGAACUGUGAGUGUGACCUGGACGACUGCUCUACUGUCGCUCCCCUGUACAGUCGCCGCUUCCUCAUCUUCUGGGCAGUUCUCAACUUGCUUACAUUCCUCAUCAUGGUGGGGAUGUACGCUCGUAUUUUCAUUUAUGUGAGAUACCAGAGCAGAUAUUCAUCUCGGCACACUUCGGAGAUGCGCCACAACCAGACUGUUGUCAGCCUGAUGAAAACGAUCUCCAUGGUACUUGGUGCCUUUGUGAUCUGUUGGACACCUGGACUUGUGACUCUCUUAUUGGAUGGUUUGUUGGGGAAAAAGAGCCACGCUAAUGCCUUUGAAAAGUUCUGCUUGGUCAUAGCUGAAUGCAACUCCCUGGUCAACCCUAUCAUCUAUUCGCUGAGGGACGACGAGAUGAGGACGACGUUCAAGUCCAUUUUGUGCUGCCUGUGUUGGAGAGGGCGUUGCCAGCAGAGGGAGCCCUCACCUGUCAAGAUAGAGUCACCACAGCCUGAGGAGACUCUUGGUUGUGUCGAGAAGUCACAAGAUCAGGACUCAUACAAUAAAGACGACUGCUGACAAUGCCAGGGGUGGGAUGGUCAUGGAUCUUCAAUUUCCCAUCAUCUACUGCCAUCAAACCAUGACGUGCAUAAGUGUUCAUUUGUUAAAUUGAGGCAACUCCUGGCCUAACUACCUCUUUGAUGCUUACACUUGUAAAAUAAUAAAAACAAAAUACUAUAUAAAGCUCUUGACAAAAGGAAAUAACUUUUUUUCCUGUGGUAAAUAAAAUUAAAAAAAAAAAACCUAUAUAAAGCUCUUGACAAAAGGAAAUAACUUUUUUUCCUGUGGUAAAUAAAAUAAAAAAAAAAAACCUAUAUAAAGCUCUUGACAAAAGGAAAUGGCUUUUUUCCCUGUGGUUGUGUAAGUAUUUAGUGUUUCUCCAUCUUGUUUUAUAUAAGAUUCACAUAUUGAUCAUCAGAUGGUGCAAUCUCUCCUUUUAUUACAUUUGACUAUCACAAGAGCAUUUGUGACAAAUUAUAAAAUGAAACACUCCUAAAAUUUGAAAUCAAAUACUGAAAAAUCACACUAAAUCAUUUUAUUAAUUUUCUAAUAAGAACACUACAAUUUGUCAUAUUCUUCCUUUUGUUUUACUCUUUCUAGAACAAUUCUAAAGUUGAGGUAUAAAAGGAGUUCAUACAGACUCACAAGUCUGAAAACAGUGGGGGUUAUAUACAAGAGAAAUGGAAAGACAGAGGUAGAGAGAGGGGUAAAUACAAGGGAAAGAGGGAAGAUACAAAUAUACUAAUAAAACAAAGAAAUCAAACAGGUUUAACAAGUCAUUUGGUGCUGUGGAAGUCACUUAACCUCAAUCCAACCAAGUUUUAAACAUGAUUAUCAUCCAAAAAAAAAAAAAAAGGUUUACAUUUGAUGCUUGAAAUUACAAAAUGUAUCCGCUAUAUUUAAAUUUGUGUAAUUAUUAAUGUUUGAGCAGAGACGGUCUACUUUAACAAUGAACGUUGGCCUUAAAACUGCAAAUUGCUCCUUAUUCUGAAGCCAUAAAAACAAAACUCAGUCAUAUCUAACUUUCUGUCAGUUACACUGUGUGAAGUUCUGUGGUAUGUUUUUAGAAAAAAACCACAAAAAUAGGUGACAUCUACUCGUCCACAUCUAGCUGGAGCUUAAAUCAAACCUUGGAAUGAUGCAAUGGUUGUAAAACUCCUUCUACUACUUCCUAAACUGGAAUUCCUGAUUUCCUGCAGUUUUCAUAUAUAAGACUUAGACUUAAAAGAAGCACCACGACAGGAUGAAUAUUUCAGGAAGUGACUGUAUAACUAACUGAGGUAGUGUGAACAAAUGGGAGAAUUUUGCUAUGGAUCGACAUGUCAAAAUUCCCUUCAUUAAGUACAUAAUGUUCACCUCAACACCUCGACUGAUACUAUUAUUUCCACAGCACCAAACGUUACAUCUGUAAACCUUACAUCACCACCCGGUUAUGUAACAAAAGACCUAAAUAAAAUUGAAAAUUGAUACAGAGUUAUUGUGAAUCCUGUUACACAAAGGCCAAAUAAAACUGGCAUCUCAACCAAACAUCAAAAUUUAUAAAAGAAAAAAAAAAAUACUGAAACAUUACACAAACUGUACAGUGACAUCCAUUACAACAGGUAGAAAAGGGGAGGGAGGCAUGAUAAUUUGGUGUGGUGAUAACGUUAUUCAUAAGAUACAGUCAUAUUAACUGCGAUGAGUAACAAAACAAUUAAAUGUGGGAUAUCACGUGACCAGCUUACAAGCUCAAGUUUUGUUCUGUAACAUAUGGUUCAACAAAGUCAUGACUGACACUUAAAUCUUCAUAAGGCUUUACCUUACUAUCAAAAUGCUUUGUUAUUCACAUAACAGUUAAUGUAUAAAAUAGUUCCAAAGAAUGAAAGUCCCCAAAAACAUUGCAGGUUUGUCUUAAACACAAGUUAGAGUUUUACUCCACCCGGCACUGCCUCUUUUUUGGUAACAGAGGAGAGAGAAGCCCUUGCCCAAUCGGCCGUGGAACUAAAAACAAGAUUGUUGUGUUUUUACCAGAAGAUAUUAAAAAGAUGCGUAAAGAAGGAGGAAGUAAACCCUCUCAUGGAACAGGUGCUCCACUGACACAAUCAAAUUACAGGUGUGAUAUAACGGUACGACUCCACCCACCCUCCCAUGAAGCCCCAUAACAUAACACCCCCCACCCAACCUCCCACCCCUUCCCAAACAAAAACAAAACAAAAAAAAAAA